Molecule: messenger RNA, 23868 nt
Organism: Porites lobata
Lineage: Eukaryota; Metazoa; Cnidaria; Anthozoa; Scleractinia; Poritidae
Source: the annotation of a GenBank genome assembly
AUGGCGGACGGAAGAAUUUUACCGAUCGUCAAAGAAAAUACGUCGAAAAAAGGAAAACAUAACAAGCGGAUCGGAUUCAAAAGCAUUCAUAAGCCUUUGGUGCUCCCUAGUUUGGAACUUAGCACGGUCGAUGUGCAGUUGGUGAGCAGUUUGUUCUCCCACAAGCAGAUUUGCAAGAAGGUCUGUGAAUGGUUUACAAGUUGGAGGUCUUGGCAGCAAAGGAUUUUACUGUGUGGUGUAUCCGACAAAUGUACCAAAAGUCAGCUACAGGCGUUAGUGACGACUCUCGAGCCGGUUUUUCACCGAGAUUUCACGACAAGUCUCAAAGGAAGGUAUCCAACAACUCUUAUCAAAGCGGGGCUAGUUCGGACUGCGCCAAAUAUUCCGGCUAGCUUUUCCAAGGACGAACUAAUGAUCGUGCUGCAGCCUAAACGAACGCAAGAAUUACACGAACCUCGGGUUGAUUCGUCGAAAACAGUUGCAGAAGAUAUCGAGAGGUUCAAUAGCGGGGGUGUGGAUUCUUUGCAAAUUGACCGUGAGUCGGACGAUUUACAACAGAGUUUACAGGCCGUAAAUAUUGUACAUGUAGAUGAAGAGGAGUCUCUGAAAGACGCAGAUUCUCCGUCUUUUUUCCGUGAGGAUACAAUGUUGUCGGCAUCAGCUCAUACUGUUCAACAAGCGCUCGACAUGGAGGAAAAUACCCGACACGAGCACGCUCCGCCGUUUAUUCGGAGAGUUAGCACGCCACAUUUUUUCCCCCAAUUUGAUCAUCAACAGUUGGGGUUAAUGAAAACUGCUCUCAGAACUGGUGAUACUGAUAAACUUUAUGGGAGUGCACCAGUUACAUUCAAACACGAUAAGUGGUGGGAAGGACACAAAGGAGGACGCCUUAUAAAGCCCCGCAGAAGUAAACUGUCUAAACACUUCAAGGAACAAAUUGCUCAAAUUCACCAGGUAGUACACAUCUAGGGGGAGUUACUUUAGUAAUGUUUGGGUAGGGAUGUACUGCUGGGACCCAAGAACCCUAAGCCAAUAUUUUUCCAAGUUUGGCUUAAGUUUGCUCCUCUUAUUGAGACUGAACUCCAAAAAUCUCUCCCUAUAUGUAUGCUACAGUCACUGUUUUCCAGAAAUUACUAAGAUCAAUGCCUUCUUUGCUAUUACCGGUAAACUGAGUUAUGGGUGAUUUGCUUAUUUCGCUUUCUUAGUGUCAGUUCCCAGUUUCCUUAGUCUAAAAUUUUCAGCCAAUUGAUCAGUUUCCUGUAAAAUGGUACCCUAUUCUGGACCUAAAAUUACUGAUUUUUGUACUCUAUCCCCCUCUAUCUAACCCCCUCCCCUCCCAUGGAAGGGGAGUGGACUCCCAAAGUCAAAUGUUUAAAGUAUGCAGAAUUUCAAACAAUAUUGUUCAUACAAGAAAGCUGGGUAAGCUGGGUUACCAUUUUAUACAAGUUGGUGUGAUGGUAAAUAAAAGGCAUGACAAUAGCAUACAUGUAUUUUGAUAGCAUUAGAAAAUCAUAAUCUGUGUAUAAAAGAAAUAUUCCAUGUAAUUAAAUUACUAUUUCAUUCAUGAUUAGUGGCUGGAUGAUUGGCAGACACAUGAGAGAGUGGAGCUUCUCUCUGAAGUAGUGAAGUGCUGUAACGAUGAAUGCCUUAAUUUCUUUGCUCAGUGUCUAUCACAAAGGUACAUGCACCAGUAUAUACUUAAUCCAAAUAAGGCUGCUUUGGCAAUUGGUCAUUGGCAAUUGGGUUUAGCCUGUGUCAUAUUAAAAACUCAGUUUAACCCCAGUCACAGAGGUCUGUAAAGCAGCACUGAUAUCCUAAUGUUCUGGGCCCCCAAUGGAUGCAACAAAUUAUCAGAAAGAUGUUUCAAAUUUCCCUUCCACCAGAUUAAUUAAUGGACAGUGGUAUUUAAAACAGGCCAAUCAUGGCACAUACUCAAAUCCUGGUACACAUGUGGGGGAGUAGAAACAAGGAUUUUUGCACUGUUUUGCAGACGGACUUAACUAGAAGUUUAGUCCUGUCCUUGGCACAGACCAUUGGGUGGUGGGCAUAGAGAACUCACUGCAACAAUAGUUUCCCAGUGAGCAAUUCCAAUGGAAGCCCAAAUAAACCCCUUUUUGAGUCAACUAUAAUAUGUUAUUGCAGUUUUCUUUCAUGUGAAUUAAUUCCAUGAUUCAUGAUACAGCAGAGGUAAAGAUACUGGUGUACUGGUGGUAACUUGUAGAGACAGUCAUAUGACCAAGUGAAUUGUUUUACAUUGAUAAGUUUAUACAAGAUUUUAUUAUCGAGAGGAGAGGAGCUCUGAUAUAUAAAUUGAUUUCUCACCUGAAUUUGAAUCCCAGAGUGGCUGCUGUCAAGCUUCCCUGUGGUUCUUUUGGUCCAAAUCUGUUUAAAAAUGUAAUAUUGAUUAAAAAAUAAUAUAAAUAAUAAAAUGAUAUUGAUCAAAAACAAGUAAAAAACAAUGCAGGCAAGAAAGAACAUGACGUUUCGGUGUCAUCUUGAUGUCAUUUUCAAGUUCAAAAUGCUUGAUAAACUGUCAAAAAAGUUUUUCUGGCUGAUGAUUAGCAUAUAUGAAAUAUGCAAAAGUUACGCAAAAAGUUUUGCUCGAAUUGAGUCUGGUUGCACAUUUAGAGAGGGUGUUAGUUCCCUAAUGGCGUCAAGAUGACACUGAAACGUCAUUCUUUCUUGCCCGCAUUGUUUUUUACUUAUUUUUGUAUUACUAUACCUUUGCUUAGUAAGAAUAUUGAUUAAGUACUAAAAAAAUCUGCCAACUUCUGUCCAUUACUGCAAGAGUGAAAAUUUGUAAGAAAAAUUUGGGAAAAUUAUCAGGGAGGUAAGUCCUCAUUUUUAGACCGCUGAUAAUGAUAGUUUCUUCAAACUUUUUCAGGCUCAGAGAUCGAACAGAUUUAAACUGUGUCCCAGACCACAUUUUGCUUAACAUAUUCUCAUACCUAAAUGUCAGAAGUUUAUGUCAAAGUUCUCAGGUAAAGUUGACCUUGUACACAUAAUUUGUCCAUUGAUUGUAGUUGCCAUUAGAGUGUUAAAAUGUUUGUGCCUCCAGUAGUAGAUGCCCAAAAGUGAAGGUAUAGUGACAGAGCAGCUGGCACCUUGAGGUUGUCCAAUAAACCAACAAGUUUAUGCAUGAAAUUGUAUGCAGUAUUGUCUUCACAUUACAGUACUGUACAAAAGCACAACAGUAAAGAACGAAGCAAAAAAAGAAAAAUUUAACAAAGCCGAGCAUAAAUUAUUUGUGAGAGUAUUAGACAAGUAUGGGCAUCUCGUACUUGGGAUCUGGGUUCAAGCCUUGCCAUUGCAUUGCUUCCUUUUUAAAAAAAAUACUUGUUUCAAUUUGCCUUACAAGUUUAUCCAGGUGUAUAAAUGGGUGCUGGCAAUAUACAUGUACAUGUAUAGCUGCCACAAGAACCCUGGGAUAGACUACAUGUAGCGUUCCAUCGGUGCUUCAUGAGACUGAAAUUGAUGUGGAAAAGCUCUGUGUGGGCCGCAUUGUCUUGUUUCACUUAACAAUAAAUUUUUACACACCCAAGAAAUAGACAUUCACUUACAGUGUAUGAUUUUGGCCACUUCUGAAAGUACAAAAUAAAGUUCAGUCGGUGAGGUUGACUGAAGAACCACGCAACUUACAACUUUUCAACUGGUUUCAAAAUGCAUAGAUUAUAAAAUAAUCAUCGAGCAUUGGCUGCAUCAGAUCUCUUUUCAAUGUUAGUAAAAUACUUACAUUGGAUUUUAUUUACAUUAGAUUUAGAAGAAACUUGUCAUAAACAAGAAAGUUUGCUUUGACUUAACUGUGUGCAAUUCUUAAUAAUAUAAUUUGUGAAAAGUGAAUUUAUUUUUAUUUGUUUUCAGGUUUGUUAUAGGUGGAGGUUUUUAGCAAAUAACAGCAGGCUUUGGAAGAACAAAAUUGCUGCCUUAGGUGAGCUAAUCUACUUGUUAAAUAAUAGUGCUAUGGCUAUGGAUGAGAGCUGGAGUUGCUAAAAAUAAAUGGGAAAAUACAACUACAGUUGUGUGUACUCAUAUGUAAAACGCCCAAGGCAAACCUAUGUUAAUUGAUUAAGAGGUCAGUUUUGGAGAAUGGCCUACUGACCGCUAAAUACAGUUUGACCAUUUGACCAACACGAGACUGCUCAAAUAGAGAUUCACUACUUAGUACUAGUUUGCUUUAAUUAUUAAUACAAGUUUAGCUGCAGGAGCUCUUAGAAUCUUUUAGCAAGUGUUGGUGUGUUUCAGAUUGAAAUGGCAAUUAACGUUUGAAAUGGCAGCUUUUCUAGAGGUAGUUGGGUUGUGAAAUUUAUUAUAAGUACCUGUAGAAAAAUUACCUAGAGCAAUGAAGAGGACCAUGCAACAACAAACUUGACCAACCAAUGGCAUCCACUCUGGCAUCAGCUGUGGGAUGUGAACACAGACCACAUUGACAGGAGACGACUUCUUUCAUCACUGUGCCACACCCCUUUCUCUAACUAAAGAUAAAACAAAAGUAUAAAGUCUUGAUGUUAGCCUUCUGAAUUUACCAUGCAGAUAACUACUGGUAUCAGUACAUUUUAAGAUUAUUUGGAUUGUCUUUACAGGUGCAAGUGAAGGAGUUGUAGAUUUAGCCAAACGAAUUGAAAUCCUUGGUCAAGGGCAAGCAGUAGACUGGAAACAGGCUUAUAGAGAAGUGCAUACCUUCUACAAGGAUAUACUCAAAAUAAAGCUUAUAGAAGAACAAAAAGAAAAAGGUACAUAUUAUAAUAACAGGCAAACAAUGUGAUGAUGAUGAUGAUGGCGAUGAUAAUGUUUACAUUGAUGUUCCACCUUGAACAGUCAAUAACACUGCAGGUUUCAGUGAAGGAAAGUUUCAUCUAGAAAGGGAUAACAUUGCUUUUAGCAGGCUACAAGAGAUAUAUUUUAUUUUGAUUAGUACCGUUAAAAAAUACUAAAAAAUAUGCUGAGAUUCCCUUUUUUCUUGACAGAGCUAAAACAAAAACUAGCGGCGGCAAGACAACAAAAGAGGAAGCUAAGAUCAUCUGGUAAGAAAGUUGAUUUGAGUUAUUGUUACUGCGAUUUCGCGCAUGUAAACUUGAAAAUAUUAAAUUAACAGAAAAUAACGAAAAUUACCAUUCUUCACCACGGCCCAUAGAACAGGUUAGAGGAGAUUUUAAAGCUCUUUCUUUCUUGUAAUCGAGCGCCAUCGAGCGCCAUCAUUUUGAAAAGUAUCGCCCGCUGAAUUAAUCGACUGUGGGCUCAACUUUCGUGUUUAACCCAGUCUCCUACGCAGCUUUUUUUUCAUUGGGGGAGAAAUGAAUGCGUGACGAACGAACCCCACGGGACGUCUGCGAGGAGGCUAAAUAUGUAUAGAAUGGCUUCCGAAGUCAUUCCGUCGGGUGGCUAAAUUAAAAAGUAUAGUCAGUGCUCAAAAGAAUGCGAAUUUUGAUAAACGUGAAUUAAGCAGUGACGGAUCAUUUAAAAUAUGAAACACGAUAUUUUUUAGAUGCAACAAUAGCAUGGCGCGCACACCCCCUUGAAUCACAGUCCUAUUCUUCCCCUUCAAAUACCUUCACCAACUAAAGCUCCAAAGUUUAUUCAAUCUUUAUCCUAAUGGCGGCGUGAUUUGUUUUUCAGAGCUGCCUCCUAAGCCGUCAGAUAAAGAUGAUUCCAAGACUUUGAUAAGUGGAGUCGGUGGGUGAAUUUCUAUUUUGAGUAACGAAAUUUUCCAAGGUUAGCUCAGUUUGUUGUGAGGUAAUUUUGCGGGUGAGAGGAUUAGCCUUGGAUAUCAGCAUAGAAGGCGCAGUGCGAAUGUUCUGACUGUUCCGGCCAUCUUGGUUUCAAAUUCGAAUCAAAUGCAAUGGUGUGAAAGGGGGGGGGGGGAACGCCCUGGUUUCGAGGUUGGGAGUUUACCACAAUACCCAAAUAACCACGAUUCCUUCAAAUUACGCACUUCCUUUAAAAUAAUUUGACGAGUUUCGGGGUUUUCCCGAAAACUUGUCCCUCCGAAUUAAAGCCUUGUAAAGGCCCAGCUAAAGAAAAAAAACGGGGGUCUGAAAAAAGCGAAAGACGCCGGAGGGAGAGAAAGCGAAAGGCUAGAGACCUUUAACUUUUAAGUACCAAAAUAAGUUUCUUUGUAGCAAAAGAAAAAAAGGUUCUGACUUCCUGAACCUCGCAAAAAUAGAGAUUGUUAUACGCAUCAUGUGAAACGCAGGUGCCUCUUGUAUCUCAGCCGGUGUGUAUCUGGACUAGUUACCGGAAGGUCAUAGGUUGGUCAUGGUUCGGCUUCUGUUGGAAGAACGCGGAUUUUAUUUCCCAGUCGCAAGUGUCACCGACAGAAAAAAAUAAAGGGAUCCUUCUCUCAUUACACGAAUGUCGGGCACGUGCAUGUUGUGAGAAAAUAAAUUUUAGGGAGAAAAUGAACCUUUUGUUUUCGAAAAAAGAUAUCCUAAUGGUUUAAUACGGAAGGAAAUCGCGAUAAGCUAUUGACCCGGGCUAUUGAGAACGCUUCGUAAACAACCUGCGAAAUUUCUUUUCGAUUAUUAAAAUACUAUGCAGUGAUUUCUAAGUGAUUCGUUGUAUUGUAAAAAGUUUUCAUUGUUUUUGGUACGAAAGGAAAAUCAUAAACAAGCUGCCUCCUUAAUUAAACAUCAUUUAAUUGUGGUACCUUGUUUAAGACAAGACGCCUUAUUUUCUAAUCCUGUUUAAGAGGAGGACCCAAAUGUCGUACUCUUUUCUUUUUCUAAAAAUUUUUGUUCCAGUUUGUAUUAAACAGCGAGUUACUAAACUAAAAACAUACACAUACUUUUAAUUUUCUUCUAGCCGCGCUUCAGACCGUGCCGUUGAGUUUUCUUUUCCUCUACCCACCCCCCCUCGUUUAAGGUACACUAGUUACACAGGUUUAAAUCCGUGAUAAAAGAGAGUUAUCAGUUCUUAAAAAAAAACGUACUUUUCAAGUGGUUUAUCUGUAACUUGGUCUAGAACAGAGUAUUAUUUACAGGAAAACUCUCAUUUAAGGUAAAAACAAUUUAAAUAACAGAAGGCAAUUGAAGCUUGGCAGGAAAAGAACGGAAAUACAAAAGAAACACAGUUAACUGCGAUAAGGUUGUCUUCCUUCCCUUAUUCUUUUUUGUUGCCUGUCGCUCUUCCCCACCCCCCCCCCAAAAAAAAAAACACGCCUGAUCGCAGGUUUUCUAAACAACGCCACGUGGCCCGUCUGGGGUAGGGUAGGGAUAUCGGUCUUCUACCUACAGUAAUGAAGUUGCAGUAAGCAACUGGAGAUGGCUUAGGCCCUCUUCACGGUAGGGAGUUUUGCCUUACUAUGCGGCUGAAUGAACAAGAUCUGCAUUAGGGGUAAAGUGACAUUUCAUAGAUAACAACAACAGCCAAAAACCGUUUAUUAGGCCGUCGUCGGCCACUUUAUCUCUAGACCCUUGUAUGGCCUAGCGUUAAUACACUGUCUUUGUAAAAGGUUACAAAAUUUAAAAAGAAAAAAUGGCCAAUUUCUUAACAGCAACUAAAAUGUUACGGAACCGAGUAGAAAUUUUGUUACACUAUACUCAGAAGAACCAAGUUAGGAGCAUUUGUUAAACAAGCUUGUUUCAAGACAUGUUGAACGCUCCGCCGGUUUGGCAGACUUUGAUCAUUAAAUAGAAUUCUACGAUCAGUUUAAGUUGUUUACAUUAUUCUUACACUCUGGGUUACUUCCGGGGGUGGGUUAGAUAUUCCCAUUCAUGAGCUUUACGAGAUAUUCUGCUCGAAAGGGGUUUGUUUCUUAAACAGGCUACCGGUGUAGAACAAUUGGUAACCGGUUAUUUCGCCCCCAAGUCAUUUCGCCGCGGUUACUUAGCCCCGUAUUUUCGAGUCAUUUACCGCGCUUUAAAUGUAAUCAAGUUCCUCGUUCUUUAAACCAUGAACCAAAAAAAGCACGCUUCAAAUAUGAUAUUCCUCGUUCUAGAGAUGACUCGGGGGCGAAAUGACCGGUAACCGAACAAGUUAGCUAUUUUACGAGUUGAAUUAUAGAAAAGGAACUUGGAAAACUGCGACAUAACGGUCUUUUAAAGGACGUAAAGAUACACACCUGGCAGUUAAGGGUAAAAAUGUGAUAUAUGAGACGGGGACAUAUUGGUCGACAGGGGUGUAUAUAUGAGUAAGGGUUUGGACUCAACGCGGAGCAUCUGGCACGCACAAAACUUUUGCAGCUACCUCUCAAUCGGGGACAACGGGGAUUACUUAGACAUGCUACGAAGAUGGUGCAAACGCUUAUUGUUCGAAUGUUCGAACAGUUUUGUUCUACUGGCCCGCUUUCACGCACUUGUGUUUUUUGAGUCGUGUCAUUGCCAUUUAGCCUGCGAAUACAGCCGUUUCUCCUUGCUCCUCGCUGUUAGAGACGUCCAUGGCGGCGAGGAGCAAGAAGAAACGGCUGUAUUCGCAGGCUAGAUCCGAUUUUGCUGGUUGCAUUUUUCAGCGCUUUCCGUAUUUGCUUGCUUCGCCUUUUUUUCAGUUUGUCCAUUGUCGUCUCUCCCUGCCUUGCGCUUGGAGAUAGCAUUUGUCCUUCCAAAAAGUCGCUUCUCAAUUUUUUCAGCUUGGGAGAUGCUCAUAUUCCUGCACGUUGACUCGAUUAUUGCUACUCGAAACUGUCGCAAUCUGACGGAGUAGAUGACUGGAUUUAUCAAGGAAUUCAAAAGCGACACUGUCGCUGUUAAAACGAAUACUGUGUAUAAUGCGUUGAGUGAUAUUUCAUAACGAUACUUUGGUAAAGUCAUUCUUAAAAUGGCCAAAGGUGUAUAACAUAUUAACAACGUUCCUACAACUAUGGAAGUAAUGUUUAGUGCCUUUUUGUCUUUUUCAAAUUUUUCCCUCGCCUCUUUCGUAACUUGGUGAGCAGCAACAUGCCGCUCGUGUCGAUUGGUUUCGCGGUAUACUGAAAGAUGGCACAAAAUGGUGAAGGAAACUAUCACAAUCUGACAUGUAGUUUUCAUAGUGAAAUACAGAGAUUCCCCAAAAACAAUUGAAAUCUGAAGAAAUACGGCAAAAAGCCACGCCAAUGUUGAAGCAAACAGUAAAUGAGCAUCGGUGACGAUGGUGUCAUAGAUGAACGGGUGCUUAAUCGCCAGAUAACGCUCUGUGCUAAUUAAUGCCAAGUGGGUUAACGAAGCAGAAACCAGACAGCCCGUACAAUGUAUAAAAGCAUCAGUCAAUAUACAGAACCCGCUUUUGCUUCGUACGACUGUUGUUAUCAUUGCAAUGAAUGUUGGUUGAAGAAUCAAACCAACCAUGAGGUCGGUGCUCGCAAGUAAGGCCAGUAGGAUGUUGGACUUGUGAGCUCUCAGCCGAGGUUUCUUCUUCAUUGCGAUUAUUAACAGUGCAUUCAAGACAACGGUGAUGGGAGAGGCGAUCGCGUUAAUGACUGCACUGAAGAUAAUUACAGCUUGUGUUGUGUAGGAAGGCUGGUGAAGUAGCCCGCCUAUAGUAUGAAAUAUGCAUUCAGUCAGAACUGUCCCGUUAAUUGACGUACUAGAAUUCAUAUUUCAUUUUCUUUCUUCCUUUCACCUUCUCCGUGUGUGUAACAACGGUGGACUUGUUAAUGGUCGAUCUUUUUUUUUUAGUUUGCUUUUUCGUAAUUUUAGAAACACUCAAACGAGCCUUUUUUUGUUGUUAAUACUCAAGACUACUGCAAAGAUUUGUUUCGUCUAUGUUUUGCUUUGUGCUGAGCACAACACUCUAGUCACGUCAGUUGUACGACUAUGGUUUCCAUUUCAAUUGUACCUGUCGAUUCAGGUUUAGGUCCGUGAUAAAAAAAUGUUAUCAGUUCUUAAAAAAGAGCUUAGUUUUCAAGUGGUUUAUCUGUAACUUGGUCUAGAAUAGAGUAUUAUUUACAGGAAAAAGCUCUGAUUUAAGGUAAAAACAAUUUAAAUAACAUAGAAUGGGAAUUGAAGCUUGGCACGAAAAGAACGGAAAUACAAAGUAAACACAGUUAACUGCGAUAAGGUGGUCUUUGCUUCCCUUAUUCUUUUUCGUUGCCUGUCGCCCUUCCCCGAAAAAAAACACGCCUGAUCGCAGGUUAUAAACACAGCAGCUUCGUCGACAAUUUGUUUUCCAAACAACGUGGUCGUCUGGGUUAGGGUAGGGUUAUCGAUCUUCAGUCUACAGUGGAGUGGAAAAAGCAACUGAAGAGAGGGUCCCAAUAGGUUUUUCGGGAUACGUGGUUUCCCGUAUUUGAAGCUCGGGAUUCGGGAUUUAAAAGGAAAAUCAGGACGAGUUUCGGGAUUGAAAGUAUGCGCGGAAAGUGGGAUGCCAAAUAUAACCCUCGAGAUCACGGGAUUGCACGAUGGGUCGGGAGUAUGGGAUUGUAAAACCUUAUUGAGUACCCUCUGAAGAUGAUCUAGGCCAUCUUUACGGUAGUGGUUUUUGAGAUUUUAAUAUAUGCAACUGAACAAGAUCUGAAGAAAGAUUAGAGUCUUAAAAGAGUCUUAAGGAUUCUAUUCCCAGAAGUCUCGUAUAGCAAGGCCCUGGAAGAUGUGGGUAUAAAAACACUCUUUCAUCGACGCGAAGAAUCAUGUAGCACUCUGAUUAAACAAAUUGUAGAGAGCGAUGGCGAGCAUAAACUAGCUGGCCUGCUGCCCGCGCGAAACGACAAUGAGAGAUAUAAGUGUAGGAGUAGGCCUAUGUUUUCAAUUCCACGUGUAAAAACAAAGAGGUUUAGAAAUUCUUUUAUAAUGUACUAUGCAGAUAACCAACAAUUGUAAAUAGAACUUGUAUACUAGAUUUGAUGUAAUUUUAUCAUUAUAUAAUGUUUUUUUUCUUAUGAUAUAGUUAGGAAUUUUUUUAUGGUUAAAUUUUUAUCAACAUGUACAUAACACGAGUAAUUCAGAUUAUAGCUGCUAGUUGUGAUUUUGAAUAAACGAUUUAUAUAUCUCUCUAUCUAUCCGUGAUCUAGAGUGACAUUUCGUAGAUACCUACUAAACUGGGCCAAAAAACGUUUUCUGGUUUUCUUACGCCGUAGUAGGCCACUUAAUCUUUAGUCCCUUAUUUUGCCUAGCGUUAAUACACUGUGUUUAAAAUUACAAAAUAUGAAAAAGGAAAGAAGGAAAGAGGGCAACUACAAUGUUACACAACCGAGUAGAAAUUUUGAUACACUGACACACUAAACCCAGAAGAACCAUGUUAGGAACAUAAAAAUUCAUCAAAAUUUGACAAAAUAAACGACAUGGAAUCAGAGCGGUGAAUUUUGAAACAGCGUGAAGACGCCAUCGUCGUUGUCGUCGUUACUUAAGCCUUUAACAUUAACUAAUGAUUCGUUAAACAAGCUCGUUUUACAUGUUGAACACUCCGUUUGGCAUCAGUUUGACGAUCAACAUCGCAGUUGAUUCUUUCAAUAACGUCACAAAUUUAUGAUAUAGUUACUGUACUAACUUAAAUUUGAAGGAUCCCAUUUUGCUGGUUGCAUUUUUCAGCGUUGUCUGUGUUUGCUUGCUUCGCACUUUCAUCAGUUGUUCCUUUGUGGUCUUGUACUGCCUCACGUUUGGAGAUAGCAUUUGUCCUUCCAAAAAGUCGUUUCUCAAUUUGCUCGGCCUCGGUGACGUUUACAUUCCUGCAAAUCAACUCAAUAAUUGCUACGCGAAACUGUCGCAAUCUGACGGAGUAGAUGACCGGAUUUAUCAAGGAAUUCAAAAGCGCCACUGUCGCUGUCAAAAAGAACACUGUGUAUGCUGUGUUGAGUGAUAUUUCAUAACGAUACUUUGGUAAAGUCAUUCUUGAAACAGUUAAAGGUGUAUAACAUAUUAACAGCGUUCCUAGAACAAUGGAAGUAAUUUUUAAUGCCUUCUUGUCUUUUUCAAAUUUUUCCCUCGCCUCUUUCGUAACUUGGUGAGCAGCAACAUGCCGCUGGUGUCGAUUGGUUUCGCGGUAUACUGAAAGAUGGCACAAAAUGGUGAAGGAAACUAUCACAAUCUGACAUGUAGUUUUUAUAGUGAAAUACAGAGUUUCCCCAAAAACAAUUGAAAUCUGAAGAAAUACGGAAAGAAGCCACGCCAAUGUUGAAGCAAACAGUAAAUGAGCUUCGGUUACGAUAGUGUCGUAGAUGAACGGGUGCUUAAUCGCCAGAUAGCGCUCCAUGCUAAUAAAUGCCAAGUGGGUUAACGAAGCAGAAACCAGGCAGCCACCACAAUGUCUAAAAGCGUCAGUCAAUGUACAGAACCCGCUUUUGCUUUGUACGACUGUUGUUAUUAUUGCGAUGAAUGUUGGUUGAAGAAUCAAACCAACCAUGAGGUCGGUGGUCGCAAGUAAGGCCAGUAGGAUGUUGGACUUGUGAGCUCUCAGCCGAGGUUUCCUCUUCGCUGCGAUUAUUAACAGCGCAUUCAAGACAACGGUGAUGGGAGAGGCGAUAGCGUUAAUGACUGCACUGAAGACGAUUACAGCUUGUGUUGAGUAGGAAGGCUGGUGAAGUCGUCCGCCAAAGAUAGUAUGAAAUAUGCAUUCAGUCAGAACUGUCCCAUUAAUUGACGUACUAGAAUUCAUAUUUAGCUUUCUAUUCUUCCUUUUACCUUCUCGGUGUGUGUAACAACGGUGGACUUGUUAGAUGGUCGAUCUUUUUUUUUUUUAGUUUGCUUUUUCGUAAUGUUAGAAACACUCAAACGAGCCUUUUUUGUUGUUAAUACUCAAGACUACUGCAAAGAUUUGUUUCGUCUAUGUUUUGCUUUGUGGUGAGCACAACACUCUAGUCACGUCAGUUGUACGACUAUGGUUUCCAUUUCAAUUGUACCUGUCGAUUUAGGUCCGUGAUAAAAAGUGUUAUCAGUUCUUAAAAAAGAGCGUAGUUUUCAAAUGGUUUAUCUGUAACUUGGUCUAGAAUAGAGUAUUAUUUACAGGAAAAAGCUCUGAUUUAAGGUAAAAACAAUUUAAAUAACAUAGAAUGGGAACUGAAGCUUGGCAGGAAAAGAACGGAAAUACAAAGUAAACACAGUUAACUGCGAUAAGGUGGUCUUUGCUUCCCGUAUUCUUUUUCGUUGCCUGUCGCCCUUCCCCGAAAAAAACACGCCUGAUCGCAGCUUAUAAACACAGCAGCUUCGUCGACAAUUUGUUUUCCAAACAACGUGGUCGUCUGGGUUAGGUAGGGUAUCGAUCUUCAGUCUACAGUGGCGUGGAAAAAGCAACUGAAGAGAGGGCCCCAAUAGGUUUUUCGGGAUACGUGAUUUCCCGUAUUUGAAGCUCGGGAUUCGGGAUUUAAAAGGAAAAUCAGGACGAGUUUCGGGAUUGAAAGUAUGCGCGGGAAGUGGGAUGCGAAAUAUAACCCUCGGGAUCACGGGAUUGCACGAUGGGUCGGGAUUAUGGCAUUGUAAAACCUUAUUGAGUACCCUCUGAAGAUGGUCUCGGCCAUCUUUACGGUAGUGGUUUUUGAGAUUUUAAUAUAUGCAACUGAACAAGAUCUGAAUAAAGGUUAGAGUCUUAAAAGAGUCUUAAGGAUUCUAUUCCCAGAGGUCUCGUAUAGCAAGGCCCUGGAAGAUGCGGGCAUAAAAACACUCUUUCAUAGACGCGAGGAAUUAUGUAGCACUCUGUUUAAACAAAUUGUAGAGAGCGAUGGCGAGCAUAAACUAGCUGGCCUGCUGCCCGCGCGAAAUGACAAUGAGAGAUAUAACUUUAGGAAUAGGCGUAUGUUUUCAAUUCCACGUGUAAAAACAAAGAGGUGUAGAAAUUCUUUUAUAAUACACUAUGCAGAUAUAUAAUCAACAAUUGUAAAUAGAACUUUUAUAAUAGAAUUUAUGUAAUUUUAUCAUUAUAUAAUGUUUUUUUUUCUUAUGAUAUAGUUAGGAAUUCUUUUAAGGUUAAAUUUUUAUCAACGUGUACAUAACACAAGUAAUUCAGGUUAUAGCUGCCAGUUGUGAUUUUGAAUAAACGAUUUAUAUAUCUCUCUAUCUAUCUAUCUAGAGUGACAUUUCAUAGAUACCAACUAAACUGGGCCAAAAAACGUUUCCUGGUUUUCUUAGCCCUGAGUGGCCCACUUAAUCUUUAGUCCCUUAUUUUGCCUAGCUUUAAUACACUGUGUUUAAAAUUACAAAAUAUGAAAAAAGAAAGAAGGAAAGAGGCCAACUACAAUGUUACGCAACAGAGUAGAAAUUUUGAUACAGUGACACACUAAACCCAGAAGAACCAUGUUAGGAACAUAAAAAAUCAUCAAAAUUUGACAAAAUAAACGACAUGGAAUCAGAGCCAUGAAUUUUGAAACAGCGUGAAGACGCCAUCGUCGUUGUCGUCGCUGCUUAAGCCUUUAACAUUAACUAAUGAUUCGUUAAACAAGCUCGUUUUACAUGUUGAACACUCCGUUUGGCAUACUAUUGACGAUCAAUAUCGCAGUUGAUUCUUUCAAUAACGUCACAAAUUUAUGAUUUAGUUACGGUACUAACUUAAAUUUGAAGGAUCCCAUUUUGCUGGUUGCAUUUUUCAGCGUUGUCUGUGUUUGCUUGCUUCGCACUUUCUUCAGUUGGUCCUUUGUGGUCUUGUACUGCCUCACGUUUGGAGAUAGCAUUUGUCCUUCCAAAAAGUCGUUUCUCAAUUUGCUCGGCCUCGACGACGCUUACAUUCCUGCAAAUCAACUCAAUAAUUGCUACGCGAAACUGUCGCAAUCUGACGGAGUAGAUGACCGGAUUUAUAAAGGAAUUCAAAAGCGCCACUGUCGCGAAGAAAACGAACACUGUGUAUGCUGCGUUGAGUGAUAUUUCAUAACGAUACUUUGGUAAAGUCAUUCUUGAAACGGUUAAAGGUGUAUAACAUAUUAACAGCGUUCCUAGAACUAUGGAAGUAAUUUUUAGUGCCUUCUUGUCUUUUUCAAAUUUUUCCCUCGCCUCUUUCGUAACUUGGUGAGCAGCAACAUGCCGCUUGUGUCGAUUGGUUUCGCGGUAUACUGAAAGAUGGCACAAAAUGGUGAAGGAAACUAUCACGAUCUGACAUGUAGUUUUCAUAGUGAAAUACAGAGUUUUUCCAAAAAUAACUGAAAUCUGAAGAAAUAUGGAAAGAAGCCACGCCAAUGUUGAAGCAAACAGUAAAUGAGCUUCGGUUACGAUGGUGUCGUAGAUGAACGGGUGCUUAAUCGCCAGAUAGCGCUCCAUGCUAAUUAAUGCCAAGUGUGUUAACGAAGCAGAAACCAGACAGCCCCCACAAUGUCUAAAAGCGUCAGUCAAUGUACAGAACCCGCUUUUGCUUUGUACGACUGUUGUUAUUAUUGCGAUGAAUGUUGGUUGAAGAAUCAAACCAACCAUGAGGUCGGUGGUCGCAAGUAAGGCCAGUAGGAUGUUGGAUUUGUUAGCUCUUAGCCGAGGUUUCUUCUUCAUUGCGAUUAUUAACAGCGCAUUCAAGAUAACGGUGAUGGGAGAGGCGAUCGCGUUAAUGACUGCACUGAAGAUAAUUACAGCUUGUGUUGAGUAGGAAGGCUGGUGAAGUCGCCCACCAGAGAGAGUAUGAAAUAUGCAUUCAGUCAGAACUGUCCCGUUAAGUGACGUACUAGAAUUCAUAUUUAGCUUUCUAUUCUUCCUUUCACCUUCUCCGUGUGUGUAACAACAGUGGACUUGUUAGAUGGUCGAUCUUUUUUGUUUUAGUUUGCUUUUCCGUAAUUUUAGAAACACUCAAAUGAGCUUUUUUGUUGUUGAUAAUCAAGACCACUGCAGAGAUUUGUUUUGUCUAUGUUUUGCUUUGUUGUGAGCUCAAAACUCUUCUAGUCACGAUAGCUUUUACGACUAUGGUUUCGAUAGUUUAAUUGUACGGUAAAGGAGAACUUUUUGGCAGGGAAUCCCUAUCUAUUAGCGCUCAUUCUAUCGAUUUAGGGUUGAUUUCCACUGUCGCGUAAUUUUUCCGUGCGAACGCUCGUAAAUUUUACGCGCGUAAAUCAAAAUAGAAAGGGCGCGCGUUAACGUAAAAGUUUGGCGAGGUUCAACUUUUACGUUUACGCGUGACCUUCCAUACAUCGCCUCUAUUUUAUUUACCCGCGUAAAAUUUACGUGCACGGAGAAAAAUUGCGCGAAAGUGGAAAUCCACCUUCAAAGUAUGUCAUAAGUACACGCGGUCUUCAAACGAAAGGCCUGGGGCGAAUGUGAUGCUCCUGCCUUCGAGAGCCAAUUCUUCGCGGUCUUCAGUGUUGAGGUUUAAGUUUUACGGAAAAAAAGAAGCAACAACAACAACAGUCCAUGUAGAACGCUAAUUAUCGCGAAUAAUCUUGUGACAUUAAGUCACUUUAUCUGUAAGAUUUCCAUGACUCUGUGGUAUGUACUCGCUGCUUUUUAUAAAGUCGCGGCGUUUGCAUUUUUGAUCAGUGGAAAUGAGUAUGCAGCGGAGAUAACAUCCAUCUGCAUAUAAAACAACCAUUUAAGCCAAAACAGAACUAGUGCUUAGAGUUCCACAUUUUUUUUUAUUACGUAUUUUCCUUAGGGUUGAUUUGCAGUGUAGCGAGGGGGACCAUAGUUACUUUAUUGUAGGCUCUCUGUCGGAGACGGAAUAUUCAUCCAAUUUUGUUUUCAAGUUUUAUUAACUCGAAAGAAACUCAACAGGCGACCAAGCGCUCAUUGGACAUAAACGUUAUCUUUUGUUUCCUCCGUUUAGUCGACGUUCUCUGUACUCAUUCCAUUGAGAACGUUGGUCCUGCCCACUCGGCUGCCACCACUGAAUUGCGAGAGCAUGGAGACGAAUUUACUGCGGAAGAUUUUGAUGGCAAUGAUUUGACAGGUGGAAACUUAAAACUGCUGACCCGCAGUCUUAAGGCUCUGACACGUGAAGAUAAGCCGGAAGAACUAGACGUGGCUCUGGAUGUGAGGCCAACUUUAGUUCAGGCAUCUAAUCUCUUGGUAAGUAGGCAUUAGAUAAAUCGGGUAGAUGUAAUCACGGUAUCAUGAAAUUUUUGUUCUUGGGCCUUUGUAGCUUAAUUUUGAGGUAACUGUGGUUGUGUAGCAAAAACGGUCUUUGAUUUUGAUCAGAGUUCCCGGUGAGUACUUCUUGAACAGACCAGAGACCGAUGGUAGUAGUGUGGAUGUUGUUGUUUAUGAUAAUAAUAAUGAUGAUGAUGAUGAUGAUGAUGAUGAUGAUGAUGAUGAUGGUGGUGGUGGUGGUGGUGGUGGUGAUGAUGAUGAUGAUGAUGAUGAUGAUGAUGAUGAUGAUGAUGAUGGUGAUGAUGACAAUGAUGAUGAUGAUGAUGAUGAUGAUGAUGAUGAUGAUGAUGUUGAUCAUAAUGAUGUUAGUGAUAUCGAUGAUGACGAUGAUGAUGAUUGUGUUGUGUUGUGUUUUUUUAAUGCUAUUUAGUUCCUGAUUUUUUCCCUCUCCCUUCAAAGUUUCGGAGAAGUACUUUCAAUUACUAAUAGUUGUUCCUUUUGAUUUUAUUUCUUUACUUCUUUCUAUUUCAAAGGAAAAAGACGGAGAAACAAAUAAGCAUAGAUUCCGUUACUUGUCUCUGGCUGUUCAAGGUGUUUUCGCUGUCCGUAGGGUGCGAAGAUUACAGGUAACAAAACUAUACUUAGGGUACGUUAUUUGUUACUAGCACUACUUUGCGUGACAGAUAUCACAAUAAAAUACAGAUCCUAACCAUUAGCAAUUCAUAAACUUGUAAAACAGAGCCUAUUUAGUACAAUGAAGUACCCAUCCUUUCUGAAGGGCAGGGCUCACUGUGGGGAGGAGCUCUACUGAAAUAAUCUGCGCCAAAUUUGGGCUCUUGUCUGCGCAUGCGUCUUUAACAUCGCAAAGAGUUACUUCCUCACUGAAGUGAAUUUUUUGUGGACCAUUCUCUUAGUGAAUGUACUUGUCUUACUUUAGUCAUUAAAGGCAUAAGCAGUGUGUGGUGUGUAUUCCACAAGGCAAGGCGGACGCUUGUUUGUAGCGGGGCACUAUUUCGAGCAUUUACAGUACAUGCCAGGGGCGCCAGAAAAUAUGAACACCUUUGUGUAAGCGGAGCUAACCUCAUUUUGCAGUAACUGGGUUAAAGGUAUUUUGUGUAAUGCUUAUUCCUUUUUCAGGGACAUAUGGAUGCCAUUCUUUGCCUGCAGUUUGACAAGAGAAGAAUCAUAACAGGCUCUGCUGACCGCACAAUACGGUAGGCUCAACUUGAUCAACUUUGGCCUUAUAUAACAAGAACAACAAAAGAAUAGACACUUGUUAACUCGAUUACGCUCAGUCUCUUUCUUUAACUUUAUUCAUUAGCACGAGAAGAUGGUUGGCAGAUGAAUGGUCCGUUAGUGUUCAUAAAUUGCUUAAAUGUUAAUUUGAAAAGUGUAAAAUCAACAAUUUUCAAAUUAACAUUAAGUAAUUACGCUUCGCAGGAAUGGGAUUUUAAUCUUUGUAACCUUACAUGAAACUUAAACCCAUCUUACAUAAAAAGCUGUCUUUUCAAACCACGACGGUGAAUAGCCCAUUUUGGAUUUUACAGUUGCAGACUGAAACAAGGUUGGAGUUGACUAUAUUUUGAAACAACCCCUCCUACUGUCUCAUGCAAAUUAUGUUAAUUGUUCUUAUGCUAACUAGUAUUUUCAAGCAUAAUUUCCAUAAGCAAACAAAGGUGUUUUGUAUAAAAGCAAGGUCAACCUUAGCCCUUCAUUCACACGAAGGCAAGGAGACAAGCCAACAACUGUAAAAUGGUUAGCCUGCAGUGCAGGCGUAUUUUGGGCGGGCGAAAGCUGCUUGUUUAUGUUCGUACUUGUAACCGCAAUCUUUGUUAUGACGGAGGAAGAUUAGGGAGAGUAAAAAUAUUAACCCUAAGGGUAGGUGUUAGGGCGUAAGAAGGAAAGAGGGGAAGGGAAGAGGAGAAAAAAAAACGCCGUUUUCUCUUGUCACUCCCCGCCCCCUACCCCGCUCCUCUAGACUCGCCCCAUUUUCUCCCCUCUUUUCGAGUUUCAACAUGCGAUUUCGCGAGCAAAACAUUCGCGCGCGCGAAGAAAACGCCUGCACUGCAGGCUAUAAAAUGGUCUAUUACCAAACAAGGAGUAAAGGAGCAUAACCUUUGCUAUCUGUGGAUUGACGAAAGGAGACCCUUACACAAUAUAAUUGCUUCUAAUACACCACAUUAUAUUUUUGCGCUGGUGGUAAAAAGUAUCAGAGAGGUGCGGUGUUUAAGGGUCUGGUCAAUUUUUUUCCUUUUAUUUGUCAGAGUAUGGGAUGUUAGAAGCGGACGUAGCAUUCACAAGCUCAAAGGGCACAAGGUAGUUAAUUAUUAUUUUUUCUCCAAUUUCCGGGGUUACAGUAUUAUUUUGCCUUUCCUUAUGAAAAGGAACUUUGUACAAGUGUGGUAGCGUGGGAUCGUUGUUUUCUGCGCAAUUGCUUAUGAGAUUGUUUGGGACGGGCGCGCAUGCGUCAAUAACAAAACAGCUUUUCAUAAUACUGGGACAUUUCUCUCUCACUUAGGCCUGGGUCAGGGUGUGUGACAUUUUAAGGCUAUUUACAAAUGCAUUUUUCGCGCCGAAAAAGUGGAAGAAAGUUUAACUGGUUGAAGAACGUUUUGAAGAAGGUAGGCAGCCAUAUCGAAAAAAAUCGAAAACUACAUUGAAAGUUUAAACGUGCUGUGGCACUUACUAGUCGCCGAUGGGUGCCCAGGGAUGAUGAAGUCUUGACAAAACGUCACACUGGAGGAGUUUUUGAAACGAUAUGUGCACAAAGUCGGUGGAGUAAUUCAAGAUGGUCGCCCGAAGUUCCUGUCCUUUCAGACCAUAAAGCCCUGCGCGCUCUUUCUAGAUCCCAGGCUAUCACUUUUCUUGUAGGAGAGCGUGUAUUAGAGUAGUUUGACGCAUCACUCCUUAGUUUAAUGUUUUGAAGCUAUGAACACAGCUCUGAUUAUUUGCAGGGUGGAGUGAGGUGCCUUCAGUUUGACAAUGAGAAGAUAAUCAGCGGAUCAUGGGAUAUGACUGUUAUGGUUCGUAUUUAACUUCGCUUCGCUGUAGUAAAGCUUUUUGGGAGGGUGGUGGGGAGGGGGGGUCUGUACACAGGCUAUAAGAGGAUUGAAGGCACUGGUAAUAAGUUUUCUUUCAUAUUGUAUGCGUGCAAUCAUUAUGCAUACACAAAGUUUUCAUAGGCUCCUCCAUGCACGAAACACUUACGCAAUGGGCGCAUUCAUUGCUAUUUGCUGUUGAUAAACGUGCAGACUGUUCACAGUCCCUUAUUUUCUCCUAAGAUGGUCGAGAUAGAGCGCUUUGCGGUACGGGCAGCCAUCUUGGAUUAGCGUCCUCCGCCCCCUAAGUAGAUUUGACACUCAUUCAAGAUGGCUGCCAGUAACGCCAAGCACUCGGUCUCGACGAUCUUACGGAAAAAUAGGGGACUGAGAGCAGUCUAAAAAACGUGUGUUUGAUAUAUUAUUAGCCUGAGAAGUGGUCCGCUUGUGCGAAUUCGAUGAAGAGUUUGAGAAGAAUGGGCCCCCAUUCUUCCGCGUGCUGGUGGCUUCGACGCCAAAAAUUUCUCCAAACUCAGGCCAAAGCGAGCCUGCUCACAGGCUAGACGGUAUAUUUUGUUUUUAUGUGAACUUGUAAGUCAGGAAUAACGAACUACAGUGUACCACAUACCUUUUAAUUCUCAUUAUUUCCCAUUGCAGGUGUGGCACAUCGUAAAAUUUCACCGAAUCAAGGUGCUUUAUGGUCAUUCAGGAUGUGUGUCUUGUUUACAAUUUAACGACGACAUUUUGUAAGUGUGGUACCCUCCCUGAUCGAAACUUGAGCCUUGUAGAAUUGCUUAAUCUGUAAAUCUUUAAGUAACAGGAUCAGCCCAUUUCUCGAAAGGCCCAGUGUCACCACUGAACUAGCCUGUGUCGCAGGAGCUUGUAAGUAAUGUGGGCGGAAGAAAGAUUGGGACGCGCGAGGGGGACACGCGUGCUCUCCUCGCGCGCCUCGUUCCUUCUUCCGUUCAUAUUACUUACAGGGGCGUAGCCAGCUCUUUGACUAGUUGUAGACCCGGCUGACUUUCAUUUCCACAUAUCUUGCAAAUUGCACGCAUGACUAGUACGCACUAACCUCACCAACGCUUUGAGCUCUUAAGCUUUUUAGCUCACCCCAACAACGCAUAAUUCAUUACAAGCGGUAGAGUGAUCAAACCAAGGAUUUGUAGGCCCAGGCCUACAGGUCUAUGGGCUGGCUACGCCCGUGACUUACAAGCGCCUGCUAAGCAGGCUACGACUAAACAUUUCUCUUUUCCCCGUGUGCUUUUUCUAUGUGACUAAUCAGAACUCGCUUAUAUCUCAGUUAUUUUAUAUAUUUGUAGCCUCAAAAUAUGUAUUGGUUAAAAAACGCUUCUGAAAAACAACUUAUUUGCUUUUAGAGUUACCGGGUCACAUGACCGUACCAUAAGGAUUUGGAGUACAGCCACGUGGGAAUGUGAAAGCGUUAUUGAAGGACACGAAGGUGCGAAAUAAUUAGUAAACUGAAGGACAGCGACGAGUCAAAUAAGAAUAUGCUGUAAAUAAGAGGUUGUUGUCGUUUAAACUGACAGUGGUUUCGAUAUUUAGGUGCAGUCACGUGUCUUCAGUUCAAUGAAGAGUAUAUAAUUAGUGGCUCUAUGGAUAGGUAAGGAAUAUUUUAUCAACCCCGCCCCCUCCCUCCAAACUCCUUUGCGGCGCCAGUGUUGUCCAGUACUUGAGAAGAAAGACUACAACUGAACUUGUAACAAUUUUAGUGCACGAAAUAUGAAUUAGCCAAACAUAGGGUAUCAAAGAAGAGGCAAGCCUGGGGAUAGAAUCCUCUGUCAGUGUAAUAGUGAAAUCAGAAUAAGUGCUCGUCGGCCCUUUAAACCACAGCACUGUUACUCUUUUUCUCUGGAGACAUGUUUGGUGCCAUUUUAAAAAAACACUUUUCAACUCAAGUUUGAUUUCGCUUCGUGAGAGGUUGAAAUUACGGCUACUUUCGUAUUUUGUUUGCGCCAUAGCAGCAGUUAAACCCAAACACAACCUUGGCUAGCACUAUGUUCGUUAGCCUGCGAAAAUAGCUGUUUCUCCCAGCGAAACAUCUCAAGCGGCGAGGAGCGAGGAGAAACGGCUGUUUUCGAAGGCUUAAUGUUCGUCCACGAAUUGCCAAAAUUGCAGUCUAAUAGAGAUUUUUUGGUCUCUUUGUGUCGUAGGACACUAAGACUUUGGAGUCUAGAAACGCGAGAGUGUCUUCAAACAUUUGUAGGACAUAAGGAUGCCGUUCUAACCUUAAAGGUAGGGGCCAAACCAAGAUGAUGAAUUUAGUUAGCUGAUUCAUGACACGAUCCCCAGUCUCUUAGUUUGAAGGUUAAAGCGGGGACAGCGUUCGCCGGCCGAACGCAAAAAGAGAGGGGUUUUUCCCAACCAGAACGGCGUUUGUCCAAGGUGAGUUGGGCCAAAGUUUUUGCCGAAGGACAAUCCGCUUUACUCUUCUUGCAAAUAAAACCAUCCGUCCACCUUAUAGCUCAAAUGUAUUUCUUUUGCGUCCUUCCUUAUAUUUUAGCUGUUAUUUUGAUGUUUUUUUUAGAUUGUUUAUGGCUAUUAGAUAAGCCAGCUUUCUUGUUAAGGUGAUCUGUAUAAUUUUGUCUCAGGUGCUUGGUAACCUGGUGUUUAGUGGUUCCGCGGACGGCAUGAUCUUUUUCUGGGACCUGGAAACUGGAGAAUGCCAGGUUGCUAUUCAGGCUCACGAGGGUCCAGUCCACUCGCUUGCUUACAACGAAUAUCAACAUUUCUUCUCAUCAGGAGGGUAAGCCAACCCAUAAGAAGAAAUUUUUGUUAAUACAUUCUCCCUUUUAAAUCCUUAUCUAUAUUUAGCUUGUGGGCAUUCACCCCCUCCCCUAAGGGGCAGGGGGAGGUUGGACACAGGCUACCUUAUAUUUUGACUACUGGGUAACCUGUACACCAUAUGAAUGGACUUUCAUAUCUCGAACUUGGGCGGCCUGCGUCUAAAGUACCUCUAGUUACUCUGUGUGCAUUUUUUUUAUAAACAGGGACCAUUUAUUGAAGGAGUGGGACAUUAGCACGUGUACGUGCCUGAGAUCCUUACAGGGACAUAGAGGCCCAGUUUUCUGUGUUAAGGUACGUCAAUGUUUUUCGCAGACUGUCUAUUUUCUCUUAAAUAAUAGGCUCCUGAUUUUAUAGCACUUUUUCCCGCGAUAAUAGAAGCUCCGCUCCGUCUAUCAGUGCAUUCGAAGUAUAUCAAAAGGAAAACUAAACGUCAUUAAAAGGUCGCCAAUACCAUUUUUCAGUUCUGCGGGUUUUGCGCAUUGGCUCGUGGGUCUAAAUUCGCGCCAAAAUCGUUCUAAAAACAAACUCUUCUGUGGAACCGCCGUGGCAUGAGUAGUUAGACGUUGCUCUCUCUCCCAGUAACGUCUUUUGGUCUCCCUUGCUGUUAGGAUUAAACGUUCUCAAAACAUGUUGUCUCAGCGUAUUACUGCCACUGUAGCGGUUGCAGUUUGUAGUAGCUGCAGACUCCUAUCCUCGAUCACAAGAGACUAACUUGAUACUAUUUCUCUUCUUUUCCAGGCCCUCCCACAAAGAGUGGUCUCAUGUUCUGCUGAUGGUUUCACAAGGAUCUGGGACCUAGAUUUCCCGGAUGCUAAGGUGAGUAGCCUAACAUGAUUGUGUACGCGUUGAGUUAAUAGGGAAGCUUAAGCAGCAACGUUUUGUGCGACGUACUUCAACCAGAGGUGAGCUGUUUUUCUCUUUUAUAAUGCCUUGACGCCACCAAAUUUGUAUGGCUAAGGUUCUUUACUCAUUUAGGGACGAUUUGCUCAAACGUUUGUUCAAAAUCACGGCUCAAGUGUGCAAAAAGUCCACUUCUGGUUGGCAUGCGUCGCUCAAAAACGUCGCUGCUUAACUUCCCUACUAGUCACAAACGACUGAAGCCCCUUCUUUUGUCUCUUUAGGGUCAAAGCAAGAACAUUGCGGUAGAAGAAAACGUUAUCACGCCGCACACAAUUCAACAAAGUGCACCAAAAAAAUGA